This is a messenger RNA of Thamnophis sirtalis, 2031 nucleotides long. Lineage: Eukaryota; Metazoa; Chordata; Lepidosauria; Squamata; Natricidae. The record is from RefSeq and is a predicted model, not a curated record.
CUAAUUUAUGUCACUGAGCCAGGUAAUUGGCAAUCUCUGUACCUUCUUUUAUCCAGCAGCUGCAUUGAAGACUUUUUCCUUGGUCUUUCUUACUAAGAAAUUCUUUUAAUCACUUUUGAUUCUAUCCACACGUUCCAAGUUGAAUGUGCUUCUAAAGCAAGACUGUCAAGUCCACGGUCCGGAUGCAUCAUGCACUGGUCAUGCCCACACCCGAUUUAGCGAAGGUGGGAAAAGUCCCGAUACGUCACAUGAUGCUGCCGUGAUGACACGAGUUUGACACCCCUGUUGUAAAGUUUUAGAUAUAUCAUGAAACCAGAGCUGUGGUAAAAAUCCAUUUAUCAGGAGAGAGUAUCAAAUUUUCUUUAUAAUGCACCAGAAACAUUAAGCCUGAUGGAUAUCUCUUAUAUAAUUUUAGGUAUUUCCAAAUUUUACAUAUAUGCAAAAUCUGGCCAUUUUGGAAAUAGAAAUAGUCAAGUUUAAAUGCCAAUCUUCUACUUAAUACAUUUUUCUUUACAUCGUAUGUAUAUAUCCCAGCAAUCUUUCAUUUUUGUUACAUUUAUUUUUAAAAAUCUUCUCUGUUCUUCUGCAGGUAAAUCUAGAAUGUAUUAAUCUUUCUGCAAGGCUUGGCUCUUAGCUAGCAUACAGUGUGCUUCGUAUUAUUAGCCUUAUUCUACUAUUGCCAUUAAUUGCUAGAUUUUUUUUAGGCUUCUUUUAUGACUCACGGCAAGUUUAGGAAUUUUGAUGGAGACUAAACAAAACUGGUGGCAACGCUUUUAUUUACCAGAACUGAUUUCCCAUCUUUUUCUCUUUGCCCAUACCCUUCCUUUUAACUCUUGGUUUUGGUAAGGUUUAGCUUAAUUUUUAAUGGUGUGAAUUGAAUAUUUGCUCUCAGUGUUCACUGGUGGAGAAUUAUGUUGAACCCUCAUUUUUAUUCUUUGUUGAUAGAGUAUUAUUCAUCACAUUUUCUUUCAAGGAAAAAAAAGUAGGCUGACUUUUCAUUGGUUAAAUGUUGCCAGUGUGUAAUUGGAAACAGUCAUUGUUGUGCAUUGCCAGUUUGACUGCUUUGCUUCUGUUUCAUAGGUCGAUGCUGGUUAGAUGCCCUGGAAUUGGCCUUGCGCUGCUCCAGCCUCUUCAGGCUAAGUGCUUCUAAGCAAGCGAAAGAUGGAGAUCUGAAUUGCUCAAAUGAUUCUUCACACGCUGGGCUGUACAACUUGCUCCACAUGGCGACGGUCUCAGAUCAGGAACUUUUCCAUCUUAAUGAUUCAGCUCUAGAAAACCAUCACUUGGAGAACGAUGCUUUUUCAGACAAAUCUGAACGAGACAACCUAGAAGAGUCUGAAAAUGAAUUGCAUGAGAAUAGUCGAAAGACAAAUGAGAGUGAGAGUGAUCAAUCUGAAAACCAUGGGGAGUUGUCUCAGGAAAAGAAAGGGACGACCUACCUAGAACAGAACUAUGAAGAAUUUGGAGAGACAGGUGAAUGUUCUCAAACCGAAACUGUGUCUGACGAAAAUAAGGGUUUGAUGUGGAUUCUUCUGAAGCAGCUACGGCCAGGCAUGGAUUUAUCCCGUGUGGUUUUGCCCACUUUUAUCCUAGAGCCACGCUCCUUCCUCAACAAACUUUCUGAUUAUUACUACCAUGCUGAUCUACUUUCCCAAGCUGCUCUUGAAGAAGAUUCAUACUGUCGAAUCAAGCAAGUCUUGAGAUGGUACCUAUCAGGCUUUUAUAAAAAGCCAAAGGGAAUAAAAAAGCCAUACAAUCCCAUUUUGGGAGAGACUUUUCGUUGUUGUUGGUUUCAUCCACAGACAAACAGUCACACAUUUUACAUAGCAGAACAGGUUUCUCAUCAUCCUCCAGUAUCGGCCUUUCAUGUCAGUAAUAGGAAGGAUGGGUUUUGUAUUACUGGCAGCAUUCUAGCCAAAUCAAAAUUUUAUGGUAAUUCACUUUCGGCAUUAUUGGACGGCCAAGCUAAACUCACAUUUCUAAGUUCUGGGGAAGAGUAUGUCAUUACAAUGCCAUAUGCACACUGUAAAG